AUGUCAAAAGUUCCAAUUUACAUCGUUACCGGAUUUUUGGGAUCAGGUAAAACUACCCUUUUGCGUCAUAUAAUAAGUAGUUAUGACCAGGAUAUAAAGAUAGCCAUAAUACAAAAUGAUUUUUCUGAUGAAAUGGGGAUUGAGGCCCCUACAAUGCAGGAUAAGGACGGCAAUUUAUUUAAGGAAUUCUUUGAGCUCCCAAAUGGUUGUGUUUGCUGUACAGUCAAGGAUGAGCUCUUAAAAGCAAUUGAGCAUUUAUUAUCAAUGAGAAAGUUUGAAAAAAUAUUACUGGAAACAACAGGAGUUGCUGACCCAGAGCCAAUAAUUGAGAAGUUUUGGCUAGAUUGUGAACUUGAAAGUAGUGUUGAGCUAUCAGGAGUAAUUACUGUAAUUGAUACUUUUAACUUCAAAAAUUACCUUGACUUGGGCCUGAUUAAUCAGAAAGUUAGGUGUAAUCCUAAUAAUAAUUUAGUUGAAAAUGAUAGCCAACAAAGAAACUCAGAUUUAAGUCAUAAUAACACUCCACAGAAACUUUUAUCUCCAGAAAUAAUUAAGCAAAUAAUGCUUGCAAACAAAAUUGUUCUCAAUAAAACUGAUCUAAUUGAGAAUAAGUCAGAAGGCUCUUUAGAUAAUCUCCAGGCAUUAGCAGAAAUUCAAGCUAUUGUAAGAGCCAUUAACCCAAUUGCUCAUUUGGUUACUGCAAUUAAAUCCCAAGUUAAAAUGGAAUGGCUGUUUGAUCUUGAUGCUUUUAAUAUUCAUAAAAUAAUCCACGAAAUCGAUAGAGCAUUCAAUAAUUCUUUAAUUUCUUCACAUUCUAACAAUUCCUUACUCAAAAAUAUCUCUUCAUACACUAUUUCUUUCAAUAACAAUACCUUGUUUGACCUUAAGUCUCUUGAGAGAGCAAUUGCAAAAGUUGCUUGGGAGGAAGAAGAGGAUAAUGAGAACAAAGGACAUAUGGAGGAACGGAAUCAAGAGCCUUUGAAAUAUGAUUCUGUGAAUUCUAAAUAUGGAAAAUUAAUCCGAUUUAAAGGUAUAUUCAAAGCUCAAAAUUCAAUCAAUUCCAAUUAUCAAAGUGAUUCCACUGGCAUAUAUGCUUUGCAAGGUGUUGGACAAAUUUUUGAAAUUUUACCCAUUAAAAUCAAUGAAAACCUUGAAAACUCGAAAUUUUUCUUCUUGGGUAUUAAACUUGACAGUAAUAAUCUCAAUACACUUUUAACAUCCUGUAUAAUCAAAUAG
Molecule: messenger RNA, 1236 nt
Organism: Cryptosporidium ubiquitum
Lineage: Eukaryota; Apicomplexa; Conoidasida; Eucoccidiorida; Cryptosporidiidae
Product: nitrile hydratase activator like P-loop ATPase
Exons: 1
Coding region: 1-1236 (411 amino acids)
Cellular component (GO): cytoplasm
Source: RefSeq, a predicted model, not a curated record